UAGAGUCGCUUCCCUUGCACUACAACGGCGCGUCUGUCAUCGUUUACGGAGCAGACGACCAAGAAAACACGAGAAAGUAACGCCAGAUGAAGCUUAAUCAUCGCAAGCAGCAUAAAUGGAACUGCUGCCGUUACUUAUUCCUGCAGCGAAAAGACAAAGACCUCAAUGAAGUUAGCUACAUAAGGCAUCUGAGGCGACCGGCUCCUGGGUGUCACUGACAAGCAAUCAAGACUAGAGAAGAGGGAGGACGACGUGAACAGAUGGAGGACUUAAACGAUCUGGAUAAAGGGGAAGAGGCUGGGCAAGAUGCCACCAACGAAGUGGUCGUUAAGUCAUACGAAGAUGUGCUUUAUCCCGAGGGGGUGCUCAUCACUAUAAGCUGCAUCAUGGGAAUUUUGCUUCUGCUGUUUAUUAUUGUCUGCUGUCUAUGGUGCCAUAAUCGGCGAUUACUGUUACGCCAGGAGGCUAAGAUGUUAAAAGCCGGGGUAACCAGAAAGUCCUUGGACAGCAUUCCCUCGGCCGCGAAACCUAGCUUCAGAGACAUUAUUUGUCAAGAUCCGGACCUUUCGGAUGACUUCGUACAGCUGCAGUCACAGAUACAGAGAGAGUCAACUGCACACAGAGGCACACAUCGGUAUUCAGAGAUACCGAUGGGGGUAUAUGAUAACAGAGGCACACAUCGGUAUUCAGAGAUACAGCCAUUUACGAAGCAAUACAGAGAGACGUGGCCAGGAACAUCAACAGCAGAGUCGAUUAGCCCAACGAAUGGUCGACGUUCAAGCAUAGUAUACUUUGAUUCAUCCCCUGUAAACACUUUGGAGCAACCGCAACAUCACUCCUCGCUAAAGGAACCAUACAUGAAUUAUCACGUAAACAGUAAUAAUAGUCCUCACUCCCAUUCGACUGGAGUCUCAAGAAACAAAAGAUCCCCGCAAGAAUACUUAAGAACCCCAGAAACCACGAAACACGACGAAUCCAGAAAGUUCUCUUUAGACAGUCCCUUCAUUGCAACGAAAAAUUCGAAGUUUCAGAACGCAAGGGAACACUUAGGUUCUAUAGAAUUACAGGCAUCUCCACAAAACGUCGAUAGCGCAAAUUCAGUGAUUAGCGAAAAUAAGACAGCCAGCCAUAACAAGCCUACUGAAUCCGGAAGAGAGAGUUUUGACGCAGGCUUGAUGAUGAAGAAAGAUGUACCCUAUCUGUCAUUUCAAAACAAGAAGUCUUCCGAACAUGAUUAUAAGAUGGUCGUUCAGGCUUUGAGGGACUACUGGAGGAAAAAGGAUCUGGCUGAGCUCCAAGCAUGGUCCCUAAAAGGUCACGAGGGUGGUCGUCCGAAAUUCUUUACCAUGCGUUCUAAGACCUGCUCUCCAAACACAUGCCAAAGCCGGAUUGAUAACUCUGCAACAAGUAGACAAUUAAGAUUUCAGAAAGCUUCUAGUGUUCCAUGGGGUUCUAAAUGUCAUAUAUCUCGAGAUAUACCACGAUGUUCUUCUCCAAAACCCUGUCGAUGCUUAAUUGACAACUCUACAGCAAAGAGCCUUCAAAAAACCUUCAGCACCCCCACCCCUGACAGCCCAAAAUGCGACCAAUGUUCAGCUUUGUCCUCCAAGUCUUCAACAUAUCGAGGGGAAAAAACUUUGAAAAUGUCCACUACUGACAGUCCAUGCUCGUGCACUAUUUGUGAGAACGCGUCGCAAAGACGUUCUCCAGAAUUUGACAGACGCCUGAUUAACGAAUCUCCAAUACAAGUUACUAGCGACGUUUCUCCAAGCACGCACUAUUUACCGUCCAAAAGUAGUUCUUCAUUAUCCUCCCCGAGUUUGAUUCAUAUGUGUGUGAAAAUGGACACGACACUCACGAGUUCUGUAUCAGAGAGUUCGGAAUGCCUUGUUGACACUUCUCCUACACGUCGAGUAAGUAGUCUUCUCAGAGCUUUCAGCCACAGCACGGUUCUUCCGGAUUCACCAGAACGAUCUUCUCCAGAAUUCCGCAAUCGUCAACGCAAAUUUCACAAGCGUUAGGAUGUGCCACAGAGUUCUUCAAAAUCCUGCCGGAAAACUUCAGAUAUCUCCCUUCCAGAUAAAAGUUCUAAUUUUUGCAGAACUUCCUCUUAAACCUUCUUCGAGAAGUCUCCAGCACGGAAUGUCUUCAGUGUCACCCGUCGAGACUCGUCUCCAACUUGUCUUCAAAUGGUGCCCAACAGACCAAGCCGGCAGAGAGAUAUGGAAGGGACCCAUGCGCCGAGUCAUUGGUACCUGACACAAAUCGGUUUACCCAUGCCUCUGACAAAACGCUUUUCAAACCCUGUUGCUGCUGAUCACACUCAUGGCAACACACUAAAAGGCGUUAUUAAUGCGAUGCUAAUUCUACAACAAUGUGCCUAUUCUUUGGAACUGGCACUAUUGCAAGCGUUCCCAAACAAAAUCGCACAUAGCCUGAGCUGGACUGUCAGAUAUAUCCAUUGCUAAAUAUACAUUUUGUGGACAAUGAGCAGUUGCAGGCGACCCAUUAAUAAAAUAAUAUGGGAAAAGGAUUCGUAGGAAUUGUCGUCUAUUCGAUUGGAUUCUGACUUCAGUAAUGUAAGACUGUCGCUGUUUUUAGCACUUGAGUCUACAUGCCUGCUUAGAAAGACCUGCGAAAAACGCAUAUCUUUAGUUCUUUGAUAACAGUUUUAUUCCACUCAUGACCAUUCGUCAUCUUGUGUAUUAGUUACACAGACGAUAGUAUUCGAAAGCACAGUGGCAAACAGGACAUACAGGAGAAUGUUGUGAAUUAUAUCUAUUUCACCCUGAAAUUCUUGUGGUAUUUUAAGCUCCUUUACUUAUGUGAGGCAGUUGAUACUGAGGUUGACUUGUUUGCUGUAAAAGUUUAUCAGUCUCUCUCUCUAUAUAUAUAAUACGAUUAAUAACAGAAUAUAUUUAAUAUCUCAGCAGUUAAAGCCAUUGCAGCUGUACGUGUAUGUUUGUAUUACCUGAGGUCUACAUUAUACAGAAUACGAUGUGUUAUUUCGAGCUAUUCCACAAGGGGUUUUUUUUUUUUUUGUCGUGCUGAUGUCAUUUAAAGCUAGCAAUUAACGGACAGCAGAAAAUAUGAUCACGCCGUGUCCUUAUUUGUUUUAAACGUGCAAUGUGGUUACAAAAUUAAAGUGCCAAUUAGAACCUCUUUCAGAUAAGGUUUUGGGACUGUUACUGCUUACAUCACUGGCCAUAAGGAGGAGGGCAACAGUAGGUCAUGAAAAAAUAUCUCUCUUCCAGUUGUAUGGUACCGUUCCAGAAUAAACACAACUGUAUAGACCCAAAGAUAUUCCAGGCUUUAAUGUUUAAAAAAACAUAGAUUUGUUUUGAAGGACUAAGGUGUACAUUCCUCCUAAUGCUUGGGUAAAACUCGGUACAAGAUAAUAUUUCCCAGAAUUUUGGUAUAUUCCGUUCUCGAAAUAUACAUCUACAAACAUCACCUUACAUACAUAGAGGUCAAAAUUGCUAUGCCAUAUUAGUAUAUAUUUCAUCCCAUCUCUCACACUGACUAAAAAUCCGUGCACUAUCCUCAUGUCUGUUGAAAUCUUUUUGUAAGUGGCGUUGUUUGUAGGGGUGUAUCUCGAAAAAGGAAGGGGAACUUUUUAGAAAGAGUAUCUUGAUUGAUACAUAUUCCUUUUGCUUUAAAAAUAUAAGAUGAAAUGCUUUGAACGGAAAGACAUGCUGGAAGUCGGGAAAACAAGUACGUGUUACAGAGGGAUUUAAAUUAAUUGUACUGGAUACAAUGUUGUUAAGAUGAAAAAUAAUAUAAUAAUACAUGCAAAUCUUUAUGGUAUGGCGCACGUUUCAGAGGCAUAAAAUGCAAAGUAAUACGAAAAAAACAAACAAGCA
Molecule: messenger RNA, 3863 nt
Organism: Pomacea canaliculata
Lineage: Eukaryota; Metazoa; Mollusca; Gastropoda; Architaenioglossa; Ampullariidae
Exons: 7
Coding region: 261-2021 (586 amino acids)
Source: RefSeq, a predicted model, not a curated record